Messenger RNA from Daphnia pulex (common water flea), 2790 nucleotides. Its product is annotated as homeobox protein OTX1-like. The coding region runs from base 682 to 2181 and encodes 499 amino acids. Gene Ontology annotation, cellular component: nucleus. The transcript is spliced from 4 exons. Lineage: Eukaryota; Metazoa; Arthropoda; Branchiopoda; Diplostraca; Daphniidae. Gene Ontology annotation, molecular function: DNA-binding transcription factor activity, RNA polymerase II-specific; RNA polymerase II cis-regulatory region sequence-specific DNA binding. Gene Ontology annotation, biological process: regulation of transcription by RNA polymerase II. The record is from RefSeq and is a predicted model, not a curated record.
AUUCCAACAGGUUUGAAAUCUCGACGUAGGUGAAAAACACAAUCAUCCAAUUCCCCCAGAAGAAGCAGAAGAAUCACCUUAAGGCUAGAAAAAAAGGUGGGGCUGAAGAAGAAGAAGAAGAAACCUUCACUCCUCCUCCUGAGAGUGCCCUGGGCCAGUCCCUUCCCAGAUCCAUCGUCAUCGGUCGUGAAGGUUUUCUUGGAAGAAAAAAGGGGAAGACGAGGACACACAACUAGAAGAAGGAGGGAGGAGAUCCAAAUCUUUUUUCUCUUCCCAUUUUACUUUUUCCACUUGUGUCAAGACUUGAUCCCACCAAGUCCAGUGCAAAGUGAACUAUCGACCGGCCGUGACGUGUGUCUCUGAGCCUCCCAAACAACGUUUCUAACCUGAUUUUUUGAGUUGAAAUAACUAGUUGAUUAAAGAAGUUUGCACUUACUACUUUUGGCUGGUUGGUGUGAGUGUGACUUUGGUGUUUCAAUCAAACGUGUGCUGCAGAAGUGUGGUCAAUCGAAAGUGGUUGGCAAGAGCUCAAGUGUGGAGUGGACUCGUCUGCUAGACCGCGCUGCUGAUUACUGGGGAUCAUCAGCAGCAGCCAAUCACAGCAGCGUAGCAGACGUCCAUUGUUUCGAAUUGAAUUAUCGUCUGCACGACAACUCGAAAAUUGAUAAUUCUGCCAACAUCAUGGCCUACCUGGCCAAAGGCAAUCCGUACGCCAUGAACAUGGGUGUGGGCAUGGGUCCCGUCGGCCUACACCAUCACCACUCGCAGGGCGGUUUGGGUCACGUCGGCGGCGGUGGAAUGCCUGGGCUGGCCGGUUUGGCUAUGCCACCGUCGGCCAUGGACCCACUCCACUCGGCCGUCGGGUUCCCUCCAGGUAUGGACCGACCAUGGAGUAACGGAGCUGGUAGGAAACAGAGACGAGAGCGGACGACAUUCACUCGAGGCCAACUGGACGUCCUGGAAUCUUUAUUCGCCAAAACGCGUUACCCGGACAUUUUCAUGCGGGAAGAAGUUGCACUCAAAAUCAACCUGCCGGAAUCUCGUGUCCAGGUUUGGUUCAAGAAUCGACGGGCAAAGUGUCGCCAACAGUCUCAGCAGCAACAACAGCAACAACAGCAGCAGCAACAGAAUUCGGGUGGAAGCUCCGGCGGAAGCAAAAGCACCGGAACGCCGAGGCCUAAAAAGAUCAAGAAUUCAUCACCGGGCAGUCCCGUUUCGAGUCGCCAACAACAGCAACAGCAGCAACAACAACAACAACAAUCGUCAAUCAUCACCCCGAGUCAGCCGAGCAGUCUUAGCUUGCAACAACAACAGCAGCAGCAGCAGCAACAACAAAUUCAACAACAACAACAUCAAACGAAAAUGCAUCGCGAAUGCAGUCCGCCUUCUUCACUGCCACUCCAUUCUCCCCACACUCCAUCGUCGUCCGUGACUCCUACACCGACGCCUCCUCCUUUAGGAGCCGGCGGAUUGACGGGCGGAUACGGGACUAUGGUGGCCGGAAUGGUGGAUGUCUCUACGCACGCCUCUACCGGCGGAGGAGUCGGUGGUGUGGGUGUAGGCGGCGGUUACGGCAACGGAGGCAACACCAACUUUUGGGGUGGACACGAUUUUCACGUUCCGUCGCCUCAGCGGGCCGGAUCCUACGGAUUGGCGACUGGACCGAAGAUGACUGGAUCGAGUUCAUCGGUCGGCACGCCCAUGAGCGGCUCUAUGGGCUCGUUUUCAUCUCCUAGUUCGAUGCACGGCAUGUCGCCCAUGGGCAUGAUGCCCACCGGUUAUCCAUCACCUAAUCCGAGUCCGGCUGGAUGUUACGGCGUGGCUUCGGCUGGUGGCUACGCUGCAGCUGCGGCCGCUGCUGCCAACGCGGCUCCUUAUUACAGUAACGUCGGCAUGGACUAUCACCACCACCACCACACCACCCACUCCAUGGCCAGUCAUCAUCAUUCCAUGGGCUCUUACGGACAGAUGUCUAGUUAUCCUGGAUCGGCUCAAUCGGCCUAUGCCAGCGCUUCAGCAGCUGCUCAAGCGGCCGUCCAGGCCAAUCAUCACCACCACCACGGCGGAGUGAUCGGCAAUGGCCGGCCAACGGUGCCCAGCAGUGUUGGCGUUCAACAGCAGCAGCAACAACAGCAACAGCAAGAUUGUCUGGACUACGAGGCUAAAUUCCAAGUGCUGUGAGAGACAAAACAAACGAACAAAAAUUCAAUUGAACAAAAAAAAAGACAUUAUUUCUCUGUAACAUAAAAAAUAUCGUUGGCUAUUGCUACGCAUCUUCUCCAUUUUCUCUCCUAUUCUUUUUUUCCCGUUUAUUUUCCUUCACGGGCUGGCCGUCAAAACUUUUCUUUUCAGAAUUUCAGUUGUUUUUGAUGUGAUGACUUGAUGAACAAAUUUUACCUACACACACACAAAAGAAAAGAGAUCAAAUAGUGUCUUCCCCUGCCACCCCCAUCAACCUUGGAUCCUUGUAACCUUCCCACAUUUUUUCCUUUUAUAAUUAUCUUGGAAUGAUUUUAAAAAAGAUUUUUUGACCAUGGAUUUCAAAGGAAAAAAAAACUUGGGAGAAAAGAAAAGAAAAAAAAACAAUCGCUGGGAAAAAGCAUAAACAAUUUAUCCAUAUUAAUCUAUUGUCAUUAUGUAAUUUUGUCUCGUGUGUGUCUCAUCUUUCGUGUCCUUCCUCAAUGAAAAACUGGCUGCCCUUUUCCUAUUUUAAUUUUAAUCUCGUUUUUUUUUUGAAAGACAAGUAAUAAUAACUGUAUAUUUGAUUGAAUAAGAACGGCACGACAAUUA